UUUGGUAGUUGUGCCCGCCCGCCCGCCCGCCUUGUGCCGUGAGCGGUCGUGGCGUCUGUUUCUUUUCUUCAGCUCGCACUUAUUUCUUGUUUUUUUUGAAAGGGAUAAUUCUUGAUGUCCGCCUCAGACGUCACAAAAAUGUCUGAAAUUGUCCGCCGCUGUCAGCUGCAGACACUGAUAACGAGCAAGACAGUGUAAAAUCGUAUUCUGUGAAAAAAGUACUAUUUAAAAAAAAAUUUAAAAAUAGCCCUCGCGUAUAACUCUGAAAUCGGGAACCUACGAGACGCGGCAGGAAAAAAAAGAGGAAAGAUAUCCGAAAUCUCCCAGAACUAGAGAUCCAAGUGGCUAGGGAGAGGAGUUGAAGAAAAUUGGCGUGAAUAAGAUUAUGCUGGAGAUUGUAGUAGGGCGAAAAGCUGAUGAAGCCUCAAGACCUGAUGUCCUUCAUCCCAGAACUUUGAAGGAGGUACCAAUAGGCGUCUUCGCUGCAUUGAUUAUCUUCUAAACUUCUGCAGAUACUGGAAAGGCUCCUGUGCUUUGGAAGGUAGCAAAUGUCACCGCAAUUUAAGAAGGAAAUGAGAGAUUAAAACAGGAAAGUGCAGAAUGGGUGCAUUUUUGGAUAAACCAAAAACAGAGAAACAUAAUGCACAUGGUGCAGGGAAUGACUUGCGAUAUGGCCUUAGCAGCAUGCAGGGUUGGAGAGUGGAGAUGGAAGAUGCUCACACAGCCAUUGUUGGCAUUCCUCAAGGUUUGGACACAUGGUCCUUCUUCGCAGUAUAUGAUGGUCAUGCAGGCUCUCGUGUGGCAAACUACUGCUCAAAGCAUUUACUUGAACACAUAACAAGUAAUGAAGACUUCAGAGGCACAAAUGUGUCUGGGUACCCCAUUGAACCUACCAUAGAACAUGUCAAGAGUGGUAUCAGAACUGGAUUUUUGAAAAUUGAUGAGUACAUGCGUAAUUUUUCAGAGCUGAGAAAUGGCAUGGACAGGAGUGGGUCGACAGCGGUAGCAGUCUUGAUCUCCCCUGAGCACAUAUACUUUAUCAACUGUGGCGAUUCAAGAGCUGUUCUGUACAGAAACGCACAACUUUGCUUUUCAACACAGGAUCAUAAGCCUUGCAACCCAAGGGAGAAAGAGCGGAUCCAGAAUGCAGGGGGCAGUGUAAUGAUCCAGCGAGUUAAUGGGUCACUAGCUGUGUCACGAGCACUAGGGGACUAUGAUUACAAGUGUGUCGAUGGGAAGGGGCCUACAGAGCAGCUGGUAUCUCCAGAGCCUGAAGUAUAUGAGAUUCUUAGAGCAGAAGAAGAUGAGUUUAUUAUACUGGCAUGUGAUGGCAUUUGGGAUGUGAUGUCCAAUGAGGAGCUCUGUGAGUUCGCUAGAUCUAGACUAGAGAUAACGGAUGAUCUUGAGAAAGUCUGCAACUGGGUGGUGGACACCUGCUUACACAAGGGAAGUAGAGACAACAUGAGCAUUGUUUUGGUCUGUUUCCCUAAUGCUCCCAAGGUUUCAGAAGAGGCAGUGCGGAAAGAUGCUGAACUAGAUAAGUAUCUGGAGUCACGUGUCGAAGAAAUUAUGCUGAAACCCAGUGAAGAAGGAAUACCUGAUUUGGUUCAUGUGAUGCGCACUCUUUCUAUGGAGAACAUUCCAAAUUUACCGCCAGGAGGUGGCCUUGCAAGCAAGCGCAGUGUGAUUGAAGCAGUUUAUAAUAGACUGAAUCCACACAGGGAUGAUGAUGGGGACCCUACUGGAGCAGAUGAAAGGGGAACAAGACCGGGCAAAUUGCUCGAGACACUCAGGCAAUUGAGAAUUAAUCAUAGGGGGAGCUACCGUCAUCUAAUGGAGGAGAUGCUGGCUAGUUACAGGCUAGCUCAGAUCCAGGGGGAAGCAAAUACCACUGAACAAGCUGCUUCUACUGCAGUAAUGCCUGCUAGAGAAUCAGAGACCAGUUUGCAGGCUGAUGAGACUCGUCCUGAGGAUGUACACUGAACUGAUUUGAAGAUGUAGUGAUAAAUGAGAAACCUUAAAAGUUCAUGAUUCCAACAUUGUGUAUCAAUUGCGUUUGCAAAUUUAUUACAUUGCAUGAGUUUGUGAUCUCUAUUGCAUGUCUUUUUCUAAAAAAAAAUGUUUUGUGCAUGUGGAUCAGAUUCUUUUGUUGUCAGGUUGCCUUAUCCACCCAAGCAGUGACAGUUAAUUUUUAAUAUCUGUUUGUAGCACGUCAGUUUUUAUUUCGUUGUAAAAAAUGUAAACACAUUAAAUGCAUGAUUCAGAACAGAUACUAUGACAUUAAUAAAUCUAUCAUGCUUAUUGUAAACGUCAGUUAUUUGUAAACAAUGACUAUGGGCAUGUUCUUGCUUUUUUUUGCAGUAUUAAGCCAGAGAGGGGAUUUGUCUUUUUUGAAUGUGUAAUAAAGCUUUAUACCAUGUCUGGACCAUUGUUUAACUUGCGCUUUUUACAUGUUAAUAUGGAUACUCUUUCUUCAUUGCAAUAAAUAUCCAAAGUAAAACGUGAAACCAGAUAGUUGUGUUUUACGUUUAAUAAAUGGCUUGUCUGGUGAUGUUCUGCUUUUUCGUUUUAAAGAUGUAAACUCUGCAGGCAAUGACUACAAAUUUGUGCAUUUCGGUACAUUGCAGUUUCAAUGUUUAUAAACCCAUUUGAAAUAAUUGCACAGUUUUACACACAUUUCUGAUUUUUAUUCAAACAUUUAUAAAUUUUGCUAUUUCCACACCUUGCCUUGAAAUAAUCAAAGCUGUCGGAUUGAGCAUAAAAUAACCUAGACUACAUGCACAACUGUGUAUUGUUUAAGACUACACAAACCCUCUCAGCCAACGUAUAACUUACUGCAAGAAAUUAUUUUGGCUAACUACUUUUAAAAAAAAUUACUUAUUUUACAAGGUAGCAAGUUGGUUAUUUUCAAUAAAGAUUUGAUGAAAUGUUUUUCUAAGUUGUAUACUAUAAUUUUUUUGAGGAUAAGUGUGUAAAAAAGUGGGUAAUGGUUGGGAAAUUGGGUACGUAUGCAGAACAGCACAUCUCAUUUAAGAAUAAAAAGGACACAAAUUUCUAAAAUAUGUGCCUUUUUAAAAAAAAAUCCUGUAUAUUGAUUAGUGGUUGAAUGUAAUAAAAAUGGAAUGGAGGGUUUUUUUCCCUGAUAUUUUAUGUAUCCGUUAAACUUUUGAUUCUGGCAAACAGGAUUUGCUUAAAAAAGACUGCCUUAAAUUUGCACAUGUCAGCUAUAUUCUGGCAUUGAGUUUGAAAUGCUGUGCGUAAGUACACUAUUUGAUUUUAAUGUUCCACAUAAAUUGCAUAGAAAAAGAACUCUAGUGGGGACUGUGCAGAUCAAGACAUCAAAUUGCAAGCAUACAAUACAGUGUUGUAGCAAACAGAUCAAGCCCUCAUGUAGCAAGCUUGAGCACACCUGAUUUAGAGGCUGUUUAUUAAAAAUUUGGAAUGUACUUUCUGAAGACUUGCCUAUAACUUGGUUAUAUUGUAAAUCAUUUUUGUGCUGUUCCUGUGUGUGAAAUAUUGUAGUAUUAUUAUAUAUAAACUUUAAACCAUACCAA
Molecule: messenger RNA, 3554 nt
Organism: Stegostoma tigrinum
Lineage: Eukaryota; Metazoa; Chordata; Chondrichthyes; Orectolobiformes; Stegostomatidae
Gene: ppm1ba
Product: protein phosphatase, Mg2+/Mn2+ dependent, 1Ba
Exons: 7
Coding region: 601-1983 (460 amino acids)
Biological process (GO): positive regulation of canonical Wnt signaling pathway; protein dephosphorylation; negative regulation of canonical NF-kappaB signal transduction
Cellular component (GO): nucleus; cytosol
Molecular function (GO): manganese ion binding; protein serine/threonine phosphatase activity; magnesium ion binding
Source: RefSeq, a predicted model, not a curated record